Molecule: messenger RNA, 1065 nt
Organism: Symbiodinium sp. CCMP2456
Lineage: Eukaryota; Dinophyceae; Suessiales; Symbiodiniaceae
Source: the annotation of a GenBank genome assembly
AUGGCCGCGGCCAUCCCGAACGGAGUGCGAUGGAUCCCUGGCUUCGAGAAUCGGCAAGUUUACGCCGGCCCGGCUUUCCGGCGAAGUCCUGCAAUAGUGGAGGAGGGCCGAGGGCUAGUUGACCCGGAGAUGCCUCCUCUGGAAGAGCGGGUUUAUUUGGUCACCGGUGCGACCAAGGGACAUGGCCUUGAAACUGCCAUGCGGCUUCUGGACUCCGGCUGCUCGGUCAUCCUUCACGGCAAGUCAGAAGAUCUAUUGAAGCGAUACCUCUCUGAUCUGAGUGAUUCCUUUGAGACGCACAAGAUUGAUGGCUUCGAGUGUGACUUGCAGGAAAUGGAAGAUGUCGAGGCACUUGCGAGUUUGAUAGCAGAACGGCACCCUCGAAUCCAUGGAAUUCUUCACAAUGCUGCCACCAUCGACGGAUCCUUCACGGGGAAGAGGAGGUACACUUUCAAUUUCCAUGCCGAACAAACGAUGGCAGUAAAUGCGCUGGCACCCUUCUAUCUCACCUCUCUGCUGCUGCCCCAGCUUGAAGCUGCAGGCAAUGCCAGGGUCAUGUUCGCGACGUCUCCGACGAUGGGAGGUUCUGACCACCUCGACGACUUGAAAUGCGAGCGCUAUUGGACUGGGCUGCAUUCUUAUCGCUUGAGCAAGCUUUGUUUGGAGAUGGUCGCAAAGGAGAUGCAUCUGCGAUACGGAGCUGCACCCAACCUGACCUUUCAUAGCUUCAACCCUGGAACGGCGGACACAAAGCUCAUGCGUCAAGGGACUGUCUACGGCGCUGGCAAGAAGAUGGGCCGCGGCCGCAAAAUAGUCAAGACAGAACAGCCGAAUUAUCUUCCAGCACCGCGAGUUCGGAAAGCAGCUUACUUCGCAAUGGUCGAUGACAAGUACCAGCGUGAGAGCGGUCACUUUGUCGGCGACGCAGAGAAGAUGCCACAGGUCAUUCAAGAUGCCGCAGCUCGCGAGAAGCUGUGGCAGGAGUUUGUCGAGCUGACGGGGGCGCAGUGGCCUGAAGCGAGGGCCAAAGUAAGAACCGAGGAGGAAGGCGUUCUCCUUGCGUAA